This is a messenger RNA of Morus notabilis, 1032 nucleotides long. RefSeq names its product cytosolic sulfotransferase 15. Lineage: Eukaryota; Viridiplantae; Streptophyta; Magnoliopsida; Rosales; Moraceae. Gene Ontology annotation, molecular function: sulfotransferase activity. Gene Ontology annotation, cellular component: cytoplasm. Gene Ontology annotation, biological process: sulfation. The transcript has 2 exons. The coding region runs from base 1 to 1032 and encodes 343 amino acids. The record is from RefSeq and is a predicted model, not a curated record.
AUGAAUCCAAUUCAGUCCUCAGUAGAAUUAGCAAGGAUCAAUGAGAAUGAGUUUGAUGAUCAGCAAAAAGUUGUAGUUCUUUCCCAACUACCCAAAACCAAAGGCUUUUUAGGUUUAUCGUCCCUUUCCUUGUACCAAGGUUUUUGGUGUCCUUCCAAAAUUGUUCCCAACGUAAUCUCCUUCCAAACCCACUUCCAAGCUCAUGACCAAGACAUCAUUCUCGCCUCCAAGCCCAAAUCCGGCACCACCUGGCUCAAAGCUCUCGUUUUUUCGAUCGUCAACCGUGCCCGCUACACGCCUUCCAACACUCCUUUGCUCAUUUCCAAUCCGCAUCAACUCGUGCCCUUCCUCGAGUUCACCCUCUUCGCUGAUCAUGCAAUCCACAAAAAUAGUGCUGCUGUCAAGGUUCCCGAUCUAAGCGGCAUUCCAUCCCCGCGGCUGUUCUCCACCCACAUUCCCUACCCGUCCUUGCCCGAAUCCGUCAAGAACUCGAAAUGUCGAAUCGUCUACAUUUGUCGAAACCCUCUCGACGUGAUUGUCUCCUCUUGGCAUUUCGGGACUCAGGAUCGCACCCGCUCGCAGUGGACAAACAUGGAGGAAUAUGUGGACAAGUUCUGGAAGGGAGAGGCGGCGUUCGGGCCCUUUUGGGACCAUGUGUUGAGUUAUUGGAGGGAGAGCUUGGAGAAGCCGGAAAAGGUGUUGUUUUUGAGGUAUGAAGACAUGAAGGAAGACACUGUCGCUCAGGUGAAGCGGAUUGCGGAGUUCGUCGGGUUUCGGUUUUCCGACGAAGAGGAGAGCGGAGGAGUUGUCCGGCAAAUAUCUGAGAUGUGUAGUUUGAAGAGUUUGAAGGACUUGGAAGUUAACAAAACUGGUAAGUUCAUGCCCAACUUUGAGAAUAAAAGUUACUUUAGGAAAGGAGGAGUGGGCGACUGGGUUAAUCAUCUCAGCGCUUCCUUGGCAAAACGCAUAAUAAGCAAGGUCAAUGAGGAAAAACUCAAGGGUUCUGGUUUGACCUUCAAAUAUGAGAGUUAG